This is a messenger RNA of Drosophila arizonae, 1863 nucleotides long. RefSeq lists its product as uncharacterized. The record is from RefSeq and is a predicted model, not a curated record. Lineage: Eukaryota; Metazoa; Arthropoda; Insecta; Diptera; Drosophilidae.
AUGGCCGCAGGACUGGAUGCGAUGCAGUUAUACAUCCUCUUUAUCUCACUGGCCUCUCUGUGCCACUGGCUGCACUGCGUCCAGUUGAAACAUUUGUCAGAACAUCCAAAUUUACCUAAAGACUUGCUGCUGCAACUCAUAGAGCGCAUUCGCCUGGAGCGGGAUUAUGAUACCAUUGUGAUUUAUGGGAGUGAGCCGUGUGUGUUUCAUGAGCUGCUGCCUCAGCUGGGGCAGCCCACAGUGCUGCUCUCCCAGGGCAGCAGCUGGGAGGAUUGGAGUUUCAGCAGUGAGUCGCUGCUGCUCAUCUGCAACUCAAAUGCCGAGCAGGAGCGGAAUAGGCGCACUUUACUCAAGCUGCAGCAGGCACGGCGAUUGGUCUAUCUGGAGGCAGGAAAGAAACCGACGGAAGUCUGUGGGGCCUACUUCGAGCGGGAGCAGGUUAAUGUGGCCAUGGUGGAUGCAGUGGGUAAUCUGUAUAGCUGUCGCUGCUUUCAGCAAGUGAAUUAUAUACAGCUGGCUCUCAACUUAACAACAGAGUCCACAGCCCUGAUGAACUUAAACUCCGAUUUCGACAAAGAGUCCGAUUCCAACUCCAAUCUUCACUACGACGCGAUUUAUGUGGAGCAAUUCGCCAACAUGCGCGGCUUGCCCAUCAGAGCUGAACCGGAUCAAGAAGGUCCUCGUGCAUUUGUCUAUCAUAAUCCCAGCACAGGAGGGUAUGAGAUUAAAGGCUUCCUUUCUAAUCUGAUCACAUCGUUUGCGGAGCGUGUAAAUGCGACGGUGAAGUUACGCGAUGACAUUGGCCUCGGCCAGAAAAUGCACUUCAAUAACAUUAUGCAACUCGUAAGACUCAAUCAGCUGGACAUCGCGGCCACGCUGGCCACCACCAUGGAUUUUGGCAGAAAUGACUAUCUCACAUAUCCCUACAUCCACAGCUCGUAUUGCUUCAUGAUUCCAGUGCCAGCUCAACUGGACUACAAGGAGAUCUACACAAUCAUAGUGCAACCUCUGGUAGCCGGCGUGCUAAUCAUCUUAUUUUUGAUCUUCUCGCUGCUGUAUAUCUAUAGCCAGGACUUGAACUGGCGCAGGUGCAGCCUCAUUGAGAUGCUGCUCAACGAUCGCUGUCUGCGCGGUCUGCUGGGACACGCCUUUCCGAUGCCCGCCCAGCCUAGUCGCCACCUAAAAGCCAUUUGUAUGCUGAUCUGCUUCGCUAGUAUCAUGACGACGACCAUGUACGAGUCCUAUUUGCAGGCGUAUUAUACGCAUCCCCCACACGAGAUGAUGCUGCGCAGCUUCGAGGAUAUUCUCACCUCUCGCUACAAAAUUGCAGUGGAGCGCGAAAGGGCGAUUCACUGGGUGUUCGAAAACUUCAAUCUGACCACCACGAACGCCCAUCGCGUCCUUCUCUUCGACGAUUGGCAGGAACUCAUUCGCUUACGCGAAACUUUCAAUGACAGCUUCAUUUAUCCAGUCACUGAUCUACGUUGGCUCUCCCUACAAGAGGAGCAAAAGUAUUUCAGGGGGCCCGUUUUUUACUACUCCGAGGAUGUUUGCAUCAAACGCUUCAUAUUGCUAGCCCUACCUGUGCGUCUCCAUCUACCCUAUCUCCAGCUCUUCGAACGGCACAUUCUGGCCAUGCAAGAGUUUGGCCUUUUACAGUUCUGGAUGAGCAACAGUUUCAAUGAGAUGGUUCGCUUAAAAGUGGAUUCGCGGAAUGAUUACAGCCAUCCCGAGGAGCCUGAGGAUAAGUUAUAUAUUAGAGACCUCACCAAUAUUCUUAUAUUCUACUUAGCGGCUCAUCUAUUGGCCUGCAUUUGCUUUGUCCUCGAGCUGUGUUGGGCGAGAAUUUUUGGUAUUAAAUAA